UUGUUUUUUCAACUGUUGGGCUCUGUAGUGUGGGGGGAUUUUCCACCGUCGUCCUCGUAGAUGAUAACUUUUGGCACACUAGGCCAGGUUUCGGGAGUGGGAAGGAACAAACCUAGCGGAUUCGGCUCGUUACCGCACUCGGUUUGAAGAGGAAAAUUACCCUGAUUAAUUGAGUUGGCGAAAUUUCGUUCCCGAACACCGAGGAUUAAUUAACGAGUUUGGAGUGAAGUGAAAACGUGAAGAAGAAUGCGAAGCCACGUGGAGUCAGUUCAGUUGUGCGUAGGCUUCUUCGCUCCGACCGAGUUUGUCCCGAUGAUCAAAGAAAUCAAGUUGGCGCUAGGGGAUUCCUCGGAGAAUUACGCCGGAACCUUCCGGGUGAUGGGGGUUUGAAGUGCCGUAUCGAGCAAGGAGCUCAAGUGGAAAGCUAAAGUUGAUAAUAUCCGAGUUGAAAGUGUGAUUUCUUUUCCCUAGAAGCUAGGAAAGGAAGAAAAGUGUCAGUGAAUCGGAAAGGCCACAGUCAAUUUUCCGUAACCGGCAGAUGAGGUCAAAUGAUGGAAAGGCCGAUCGUUUUGGUUCAAAGGCAAAAAGUGAUGUGUCACGUGUUUUAAAAGUGAAGCUUAUAGCAGAAAUAUCCACCUAAGCAGUAUUGGAGCUAUUAUCCGAAGAAAAAAUUGUUGAAUCGUUGAAGGAGAUUACAAACGCAUAGAUUCGUUUCCCAGAUGCGAAAUGAUGGAAAACUUUUCUGACAUUGCGGCAAAGCCGCGGCCAACCGUGGACCUGCUGCAGGAUACGCCGGCCAAGGCCAGUAGUCCGACGGCUAAGCCCAGCAAUCGUAGAAGUCCUUCGCGAAAAAGCCAGCCGCAUCAGAACGGAAAGCGAAAAGGCAGCGGAAGUCGGCUGGAAGUUGGAAAACCCGACUCUGAAUUAGCAGCUUCCGGCAGCACUUCUGCCAGCUCCUUCAUCAGCUAUCUGUUCUAUUUGCUGUGCAUCACCUCGCUCGGGGCCACCAUCUAUGGUAACAUUCGCCAGACCCAGCUCGAGGGUCGACUAGUUAGUUUAGUUAACAUUGAGGAGCGACUCAGCCUGCUGGAGAGUCAGCUCAACGACGUCAAGCAAUACGGAAAGGUCCGUCGGGUGGUUCUUUUCGGUGCCAAUGUUGGUGACGGGGAACCAGAAGAACCAACCAACGAAGUCGUGGAUCACUCGGAGCAGAGCAUUUCGGAUGUAGUUCGGAAGAUUUCGGCCCAGAUCGCCGAGCUGCCUCGAAUACGUCGGGAUGUUUCGGCGCUGAAACUUUCCCGUACGACCCGGCAGGCUCCGGCCGAUGGCGAAUGCAACUGCCCACCAGGUCCUCCAGGUCCACCAGGGCCCGUCGGCAAAAGAGGCAAACGUGGCAAAAAAGGAGAUCCAGGUGAACCAGGGGCCGAGGGUCCAACUGGUCCACCUGGCAAAAAUGGCCUUCCGGGCCUGAAAGGAGUCAAGGGAGACCGAGGCUCGAUGGUAAGCAGUGACUUUUUUUAUCUUCCUUUUUGAAUCAAGCCAAGAGAUAUUUUCUUAAGUAAUGUUCAUUGAGUUACAGUGA
Molecule: messenger RNA, 1582 nt
Organism: Uranotaenia lowii
Lineage: Eukaryota; Metazoa; Arthropoda; Insecta; Diptera; Culicidae
Product: collagen alpha chain CG42342-like
Exons: 5
Coding region: 727-1533 (268 amino acids)
Source: RefSeq, a predicted model, not a curated record